Molecule: messenger RNA, 12178 nt
Organism: Bombus huntii
Lineage: Eukaryota; Metazoa; Arthropoda; Insecta; Hymenoptera; Apidae
Product: alkaline phosphatase-like
Exons: 9
Coding region: 723-2477 (584 amino acids)
Biological process (GO): dephosphorylation
Molecular function (GO): alkaline phosphatase activity
Source: RefSeq, a predicted model, not a curated record
GCCGAGUUACCACAGAUGAUGUAUAUCGGAAAGGAACUUGAGCGUGAACACGAUGUCGUUUCUUUCGAAUUGGUCAUGAUAAACCAACGAACAAAAAGUUAAUUUUUCGCUAAACGGUAAACGAAUCGUGAACUGAUCGCGAGUGAAUAGCAUAGACGUUACCUACACGAACCAAUAUUUGAUUUCGAUGAUUCAAGUGGUAAUACGUUUGUUCAAGUCACAUCUGUACCUGUUAACGCCGUAAUUGAACAUUUUCCGUAAAGAAGAUUUUCGAGACGGGAAUAAUCAUCGAAUGGAAAAUACAACGAAUCGUAAUAGCUAAAAUAAAAAAUACUUUUAAAUAUCGCGGCAAGCGUUCAAGAUGUUCGAUUCAUUAGGACCGACUGGUUCACUGAUUAGACGAAGCUGUAGUAGCGACUUAAAGCUAAAGAAGAGUAUAAAAUCCCUUUGCUGAGCGAAAUUGGCUAAUUAAAGCAGUUUAUUUAGCAUUCCACCGUGAGAUCGGUUAAUGUCGCCACGGUGGAGGGAUCGAAGUAGCUACGGUUAUCCGUCUGAGUGGUGUUUGCGUCGGGAUAUACGGCUACAGAUCUGACGAACAGCUGGGAAUCGAUGAAUCGUUUUUUCCCUGGCUAACGUUUCCUUGGCACAGGGAUAUUCGUUGAAAGGGGGAAUGAAGGGCCAUCCGGACAGCACGUAGGGACUGGCCCUUCUCGUUUUCGGAGAUGUGGCGCUAUCUACAGUACACUAUCUUCGGGCUUACCGUCAUCCUGCUGACGAUUCAUGAGAUAGUCCUCGUGCGAGCUGGCGAACAAGAGAGGGAGAUCUGGUAUGAGGCAGCGACACGCGCGAUCGAAGCCCGUAUUCGCGCGUCGGCGGCAAGUUCGAGCGUCAGCGGGACGACGCCACCGAGUGGUGUGGCGCGGGGCGUCGUUCUCUUCGUCGGCGACGGGAUGGGGAUGAGCACUCUUACGGCUGCGAGGAUCCUCUCGGGUCAACGUCAUGGAAACACGGGCGAGGAAGCGCAACUCGCAUGGGACAGCUUUCCAGCCGUCGCUCUGGCAAGGACGUAUAACAUGGACGCCCAAGUCGGAGAAUCGUCGGCAUGCGCGACGGCAUUACUGUGCGGAGUUAAAGCCAAUUACGAGACUGUUGGCCUGGACUCCUCUGCACGCUUUGAGAACUGUUAUUCCAGUUUUGAUGCCCGUGUACCGUCCCUUAUCAAUUGGGCGCAGGAACAGGGUAAAUCGACGGGACUGGUUACGACCACGAGGGUGACACACGCUACACCAGCGGCCCUUUACGCUCACGCAGCCAGCCGUUACUGGGAGGACGAUGGCAAGGUGCCACCUGCUGCACGGACCUCUUGCAAGGACAUCGCGCGUCAGCUGCUCGAGGACGAACCCGGUCGUAACAUCAAUGUGGUGCUCGGCGGAGGUAGGCGUCAUUUCGUGCCGAAAGUGAUCCAGGAUCCGGAAGAGCCGGAUAAGGAAGGCAGGCGAUUGGACGGAAGAAAUCUGAUCGAGGAGUGGUCGAGGAACCAUCGGCUGCGGAACGCAGCCGCGAAAUACGUUGCUAACAAGGAGCAGUUCGAGAACGUCGAUCCACGGAAAGUGAACCAUCUGCUAGGGCUAUUUUCCUAUUCCCAUAUGGACUUCGACGUUGACCGAAACACGAAUGGAAGUGGUGACCCGUCGCUGGCAGAAAUGACGAUAAAGGCGCUCCGUGUUUUGACGAAAAAUCCCGAAGGAUAUUUCCUUUUCGUUGAAGGUGGCAGAAUCGAUCACGCGCAUCACUAUAACAAUGCUUAUCGAGCGUUAGACGAAACUCUGGCGCUGGAGGAAGCCGUGAGAGCGGUGAUGAAGGAAGUGGACUUGUCAGAGACGCUUCUCGUCGUAACGGCGGAUCACUCGCACGUACUCACGCUUGGUGGCCUAGCGACGCAUCGUGGCAAUCCUAUAUUUGGUUCUGACAGCAAGGUGUCGGAUCUUGAUGGACAACCGUAUACAACGUUAUUGUACAGCAACGGACCUGGGUACACGCAGCCGAGGAAUAUUUUACGAGAAGCUGGCAAGGAUUCCAUUCAGACGGCUGGAGUACCACGUGCCUGGGCGACACACGGCGGCGAGGACGUGCCAGUGUUCGCCAUCGGUCCUCUAGCGAAUGUCUUGUUCUCCGGUAGCGUCGACCAGAGCUAUAUACCUCAUGCGAUCUCGUACGCCUCCUGUCUGGGUCACCACGCGAGCCGCUGCUCCCGAGAUUCCAUAUCCAGCAACGACACAAUGAGCGCCCCGAUAAGCUGUCCCUCGGCGGAGCCGAACAGCGCCGCGAUAUCCAGCGAUGUGAUGAAUGACCAGGCCAGAAAUCCACCCACGAAAUCCGGCGCGUCUCUCGAACCGGCUGGCUUCCAUUCGCUAACCAGUGUUCUGCUGCCCCUUAUCCUUGCCAUUCCACCAUGCCUGCUCGAGGGAACGAGUUAAUGCCCGUUAGAGCCUCUUCCGGUGAAUAGUUCUCAGUUACGUUCGACCUGAACCACCCCAAGGAAGCUUUCGGAUAAUCUGUCAGGAUGAAGACAACAGGUGAUCCUAAUGAUCUCUCGAGCUCGUCUCGUAUUUCGGGAUUAAAAAGUUCGAACAUCGAAAGACCAUUCGAGCGGAGGGAACAGCAGAAGAAGAUUCUUCUGGUUUGGGUUUUGAAUCGUAACUCGAUCGAAUCAACCGGAUGAGGAUAAACCGAAGGUCUAUUAAUUCUUUCCUUCGUCUUGGUGGGAAUGAUCGCGGAAGUCGCGUAUAAAACGAGAGAAUAAGUGGCUUGUGAAGGAGGAUACGGAAAACGAGUACCAGGGACUAUGUAUAUUCGAAUUUCCGUGCGCACGGCUACGAGCGAAUAAUUUAUCAACUUGGCUCUCGAUACGUCGAGCCCUCGAUCGAGUGUAACGCCUAUUCUCCGGUGGAAGCUGUUCACAAAAUCCAGGGUAUAGAUUAAACGGAUGGCUAAUGUACGACGAGGGGCUGUCUCUUAUCUUGUACUGGUUGUUACGUCACCUCGAGGGGAACGGGAUUAAUCCCAGCCCCGGGAGUCUGCUUCUUCCUAGAAACAGCCUUCCAUAAAACGUGUAUACCCAUGUGGAUCGAAGGGGGCCUUCGGUUAAUCAGCGUCAAGAGUCAAUAGACGAUCUCGCAUACUACGCGAUCCUGAAGACGUUCCAAAACGGUCGAACGAUCGACUGGAAGAUUAUGGGCCAACCGUUCGAGUAGCGGGCGUGUCACACGUUUCACGUCGAGCGUUUUGCAAACGGGGACACACGAUGGAACGUGAAGUGGUAAUUUGUCGUGGAGCGGAGGUGUGUCCAAAAGGUUUUCAGACUCUAUGGAACGACGUGCGAAAGCUUUCCGCCUAUAUCUCCCUCCCUCUCUCUCUCUCUCUCUGUCUGUCUGUUUCUCUCUCUCCCUCCUUCUCUCUCUUUCUCUCUACCUCCCUUCCUCUCCCUGUCGCGGUUCUGCUCACUUCGGCGAACAGUUAAUGACGGUUCUUGCCUAAUUUCGCAAAGAAUUUAGUGCUACCCGGUGAGAGGGUGGGAAUCCAAAGCAGUUCAGAGGACAAUUUGCGACGAUAAUGACUAUCCCAAGGCAGCUCGGUGAACUUCGCCGACUUUCAAAGCUUUCACAGAAUCUAAAUGGGGUUUACAAGUGCUACGUGACGAGGAUACUUCAUCCGAGAUCGGCGAAGAGUUCCCGAUAGACUCGACUCGGUUCGAUUAAAGGGGUGUCAAGCGUGUAGAUCCGGACGCGAUCGCCGAAUGAAAGUGUCGAGGAAGUUGCUCGAAAUUCGUGAAAGUAAUUCUUACAAGAGUGAUGUUGCGUUACGUUGCGUUACGAUGUUUUUUCUCAGUUUGAAAAGUGGUUUUGAAGUGUGGUGUGUUAUAAGGUAAGAGGUUGUCCGGUUAGAGGUACAUUGAAUAUUAUUCAUAUAUAUAUAAACUUACAGAUAUCGCAAGAAAUACAUCGAUCGGUUGGUCGUGCCAAUCGUUUCAUUGAAUAGUUUCGUUCUAUGAAAAUUUUAGUUCAUCGAUUUUAAUUCUGUAACGAUGAAAAUGAAAAGAAUGGAGGGUCGAUAAAAUGGAUAUUUCCAUGGGGAAAUACAUUCUUUUUUCUUUUUUGACUAUUUUUAUUGUUUAGUUCCAUCGAAGUUGAAAAUACAAUCCAUCUCAAUUGGUCGAACAAUUUGCACGAGUGGGAACAGAUUGUAAAUUUGUCUGAUAGAAUGGAAUUAUAUCAUCAACAACAUUUCAAGAUAAUUCUACUAAUAUCGUGUUUCGAAAGUACUUGAUCCGCAGAAACGUGUCCAAUUCGUUUGUUCAAUUUGUUGAAAUUGUUUUACAGCUAUACGUUACGUAAAAGUCAAAAGAUCGAUUUAACUGUCUUUGAUCGAACAAAUUGACUUUCCAAAUAAAUUUUCGGGAAAACAUACAUUAUAACAGUAAAGUUAUGCCGCAAACAGAUGAAAUGCAAAUAAUAUCGGAACUGUUAUAACGGGCCCCCUCAUUAGCAUUUGAAUGGAAAUUUUGAGAUUCGAAAACGAGCGACAGUCGCUGGGACUCUCAAGAAAAGCGCGUUUAAUUCAAAUGUAUGAUAAUUCGUUCUGUGAUAUCGAGUUUAAUAGCAAUCUCUCGUCAUCUGGAAUUUUCAGGAAACAUUCAAACUUCGUCUCUUUUUUUUUUUUUGGAUCGAAUUUCGAUCAAAGCAGUGAUUAGAUCGAUCGUGUUCUCCAUAGAAAUGCAAAAAACCAGAAGAAUUGAGGGGAAAAUAAUCGCGAUCGAUCAAAUCUGACACAAACGACCAUUUGCAAAAUCAGAUUCACUUUGAUCCUGGAUUACUAUCCACGUCGAAAAGAAGAUUCUCGAGGCAUUGAACCAUCGAGAUUUCAAAAUGAAGUCCUUUAAUACACAGUCGUCAUUCGAAUUUAGGUAGGACAAUGCGUCGUUAUUACGAACUGUAAAUUUUAAUUUCAAAUAUCUGAAAUGAUUUUAAUAUUUUAAACGAUCAAAGAGAUACAUAGUAAUUUGAUUUUGCAUAAAUUUGAAAUAUAUCAGACGUCCUCACGCGACGAUCUCAAUUUUUCUUUACUUUUAUUAUACUUUUGCAUCUAUAUCAGUACCUGGUGUUCGAUCUAUAAUCAGCAUAUCAGAGAGAUUUAUUUGAAUAUGAUGUUUUUCCAUAAGCUCUGUACCAUUGCGAAAUAAAAUCACCGAGAUUGUGCGCAGGCCGAAUCGUAGAUUUUUCAAAAAUAAGAUCAUCGUGUUUCUACAUUGCGAAUCACUCUGUUGAAAAUUUCAUAAUGUAUAAAGCGCGAGAGUCGAUAUUUUCGUCGCACGUGUUCAUUGAAACGUUCUAUUUUCAACGACUGCAGAGAUCAGCUACAAAUUCCUCGAUACACGUACUCCUCGGAAACUUCAUUUCGACUUUGGAUAUUUUCAACAUUGUUGUCAGCUUUCCAUUAGACUUGGUAUCAGAAUCGUUACCGUUGGCAUGAAACAAGUUUAUCUAAGCGUAAAUUGUUGCUUGCGAGGGAAGAACGUUAGAACAAGGGAAAUUCGUUUUCAAGAUAUCGCGAAGGGUAAGGUAUUUCGUAGAGGCGAAGCUCGUCUCGUUUAAUUCGUCGUAAAAGAAUUUCUCGUGCGAUGAUGAAAUACACGAAUAAUACUUUAAACGCAAAUGAUACUUUAAGAUAACGCUAUAAAACCAAAUAUAUAUGUCGUUAGGAGGACGAUUGUUGGAUCGAAUCGAAACGCUCAUAAGCGCUUCUUCUUUAUUUUUUAUUAUAUCUGGAAAUACAAUUUCUGUUAUUCUGUAUUUUAAUUGCCCAGCUUCAAAUACUUUAUUUUAACCCUCUAUAAUUGGAUUCUGUUUGCUUAUGUGAAAAACGAAUUAAAAUUGAUUACAUUUUCUUAUUUUUAUAUCCAAAUUACAAACGAAUUAUUGGUACGAAUAAAUUAUUUCGUACAAUUUCAAUUUUCAAGUCAAAGUGCAAUCCUCAUUACGGAGGAUUAAUUCUGCAAGAAAUUGUUCGCCCUGAACUUCUGACAUAUCGCUAGCGCUUCUACCUUUAUUCAUUUGCCUUGUUAACGUUUAUCGUUCCUUGUACGUAGAUUCCACGAAUCAUGUUUUUGCAUGCUUACAUGGCACAAAUGCAACGUACAUGGACGAAACUAAUCAAUUUUCAAUUAGUAACACUGCAGUCGCGAUAAAAAGUCGAGUGAACGUUUCUUUGUGAUGUGUAUGUAUUAGAUACAUAUACGAAGACAUCUGGUAACCAGACGACGUAAAUUGCUGUUACAAACUUUCUCCAGCUGAAUUACUCGCGAAUGCAUUUGUUAUUAUUAUCGUUAUCUAACUAGAGUUUAUCGUUAAACCCGAUUGAGAGUUAUUAUUGCCUGGAGAUUCUUAUUAAUAUCAUCGUAAAUUUCAAAAUUAUGUUCGUUGCCUGUUAUUAUACGAGACUAUAUGAUAAAAUCGCUAUACUUUAUAAAAUACUCGGUGAAAUAAAGAUUUUCUUUUUAGAGGAUUCUUUGUUGUCCUUAGGUCGUUAUCGCAAAACGAAGUUUUUGGUCGAAAAACUAGGGUAGAGUUUAUGCAAACGUCAAACGCUAAGAUUUAUGCACAGCUGCACCAGCAGACAAUGAUGAAACAAUAGACAGGCAUUCAAGGAAAAACAAACUUGGUUGUGAAGUUUCGAGAAAGAUUUCACGAAGUUAACAACGAAGCUUUAAGCAGGGGAAAAAAAGGAGAUUUGUCGAGCGUAACUGUAAAGUUUGAAAAACGACUGUUUCAGCUCGCUACCGAACUUUUGAAGAGGGGCCAAACUCCUUCAUCCAGUGCUUUUUUGCUUUGACAUCCUCUUAAAAAUUGUCGUUCUCCGUGUUUCUUCGUUUAUAAUAAGCGUUGUUAGUGUCAUCCUAACGCCCAAGCUAAUCCUUUUUCUGUUCAUAUAUCAACAUUGUAUAUAAGCAGCGUAUCUGCAGACGUGAAAACUGAAAGAAUAAAAAGCAUAUGGUCUAUCGAUUCAGCUGUGACAUUAGUCUCGAUAGUCACAUACGGUAUAACGUAAAGCAUACGGUAUUUGUAUUGUUGUUUAUCUCAAUAUGGUAUUAUUUAUAAAUAUCACUACGUUCGAACGCUUAUCGAUAUUCUAUACUUUAUUAAAUUCAAUAUUUAAAAAAUUGUGAGUCUAAAUAACGUUUCAAUAAUUCUGUACGAGUUUAUGUUUCCUUUACUUUAAAGAGAAUGUUGUACGAGAACGGUGUGGUACGUAUGUAACCCAGAAAUACAAAAAUGGAAAGUAAGAAGAUAAUGUAGGAUUUUCUACAGGACGAAAUAAGCUCGAGCUUUGAACUUUAACGUAGAUCAUCGAAUACUUUUUCCUCUUUCUGUAGAGUCUACAUCGCCAUAGCCAUGUAUUUCCAUGACAAAAGAGGAGCAAACCAACGUUACUGUUAAAAGAUGGAUAUGAGAAACUAGAAUUAAAAGACAGUAUCGUAGAAUUUGAAAAAUCAAGCACUAACUAAUACAUAUAAUAUCGAAGAGCGAUAAUAAUCGCAUAUAAAGCUUACACAUGUCGAUUUUAAGAUUGCAAGAUUUUAAAUAAUCAACAUCCAGGUUAAAAACCCGAAAUGAACCAAAAUGGAAUUAGAAAACUGAAUACAUUCGUUGUAAUAAAUCUCGGAAUUAGAAGGUUGGUUGACGUUAGAGGAAAUGGGAAGAGCAAAUAUUCUUUCUUUUUAAACUCACGUAUACGGCGAAAUAUCACUAAGUACGCAGCUCAGCAUCCAAACACGACGUAAAUUUAGCACAUUCGCCAAACAUACAUGUGUUCGCAGGUUAUCCUUCUUUAAACAUGACUAGCCAAACUCUAACAACAAGCGAACAGUUAGCCAAUUUCGACAAACAAUAGUUAGAAAACUAUCAGCGUUAUAUACACGUAGAUCACCGAUACGGGUCAACAAUCGAGAACGAUGGAAAAUGUUUGUUCGUGCAAAAUAAUUCGAAAAUCGAGAACAUCGAGCAUUCGUUUCAGUAGCUUUUUAAAAGUCUUUCGAUCUUUAUUCACUAUAGGUACAGCCCUAUAGUCGACUGGGGCGGAAUUCACUGAUGAAACUCAUCCGUUACCACGAGGUAUCAAGGGAAUUGCAGGCGAACAGCCAGCCUAGAGCUCCUUUUACCCUUCGAACCUCUAUAUCGUUCGUUAUCCGAGUGGAAGAUAACGUUUUCAACUAUCUUUCGUCGUGGAAAUACCUUAUGCUGCAUCGAUGUAUAAACCAUUCGAGCGAAGAAAAAUCCCUAUGGUGAUUCUACGUUUGCAAUGACACGAGUGUAGGAUGAAAAAGGAGAAGGGUUAAGUACAAGUAUGGCAUUCACUGUUGGAUUGAAACUCUGAAAACUGAGAACUUCUUUUGAUAACUCAUCUCCUGUAACUCUUUCCAUUGCUACGUUUCGUUUGCACGCGUCGUUUAGCAGCUUUCCUAUUGACAUCUUGAAGAUGUUCCUUUUAAACGCUCUUUUCAUGCGAUUCUCUUUUAUUUUUAAUUUUCGACUCCGUCGUAGGAUUGAACGAUAAAUUAUUGGAUACUUAUCGAAUCGAGAACGAACGCCUUUCUGAAAAAUUGGCCGCUAAACGUAUUUGAGAAAUUUUAUUUUCGAGGAAAAUAAGAAUGCGACGGGGAAACUGAUCGAUAAAUUUACUCCAAGGACUUUUCUGUCGAAAAUACAGAAUUUGGAUAGACUAGGCGUAGAAAAUAUUAAAACGGAAUAUUAGUUUGCAAUUGGGGUGGGACUAUUCCAGCGAUAUAGAAGGAAGUUCUAAAAAAUCUCAUCAAAAGAAAACGUAUUACGUUUUUCCUAUGCUGUCGCUAAAAGCAACCAUGUGGAACCAAUACCUUUAAAGCGAUAAAAAACGCUCAAACGAAAGGACCGUUCGGCAGCUCCGCGCAGAUCCACGCAAUUUGUCGCGCGAUCUUUGCAGCGGCCACACGCUAUAAAAGUGUUCCUUUCAGCAUGAGAGUGAACCAGCGUGCACUAGUUCAGAAAGACAACGAAUAUUCUUGCGUUUCUUCUGUGAUCGUUCAAAGACAACGCGCGAUCAGGAUACAGAUACUUUGCAAGUAUCGCCGGGUUCUUUUGUUACGAUCUGUUUUACAACCACCAUGUUCUUACGAUCUGCUCAUCGAUUCGAUAAGAGGACGGUUUUGAAAGCUAAUAAAAGCAUGUAAUAAACGUAUCCCUCUUCUUCUUGUUGGAGAACGCGCCGUAAAUAUAGCGCAAACAAUUUUUGUGAUCGAUGUAAAACGAUCGUGUGUAUCUUAAACAGUAUGGGAUCUUAAACAGAUGUCGCUUGCGAAAGGUAAUGAAAUUUUGGUGACUCGUCGAUCCAUUGAGUUAUAACGAUAACAGAUAACCGCAUGAGACGUAUUUUAAGACUAUCUUGAAAGGUUUAAAAAAACUCUUCCUGUCUUAGAGGCGGUGAAGCCUCCUUGAAAGAGGUUAAACAUCUCUGUGAUGAAUUCUUCUGUCUCCGUGACACAUGCUCGUACAAAUAUCAUGCCAUUAGCAAGGAUCAAAUGAAUUUAAACGAUUCGAAUAAUUUUUUGUUCAACAAAGAUGGGCAAAAAAUCGAUUUUUGUGGCCUAACUCGGAAAUUGAUCUGGUCCGGUAAACGUGAAAUAGAAAAAACUCGGAAAUUAAUCUGGUCCGAUGAACGUGAAAUAGAAAAAACUCGAGUAGGAUUCCACUCGUCGGAAGAUUUUGAGAUGACGAAAUCGAGCGGGCCGAGCUCGUGAUUGGAUCGAAUUAUACGAGAUAGAACUGAACGGUCGUCAGCGACCCACGAUCUUUAAGCCCUUCGUCAUCUUCCUUCCUUUUCCUUUCUUUUAUUUCGAACGAGAAUUACCUCAUCGUUUACUAUCACGUAAAACUGAAAAUUAAUUUCAGGUUGUAUGAAAGAAAAGCCAUGGUUCGAUUUGCAUUUUCAUCGGUGUAAGGCGUGAAAGAUCAUACAUUUGAGUGAACUGAAAAUUAAUUCUGGCCGAAUAUCGAUGCGGGUAGGCAAUUAAGGCUUCCUCGAUGAGAAAAGGACGGCUGUAUAAUAUUGUUUCUUGAUCGGGCAUCGUUCGAAAUCGACGAAAACGAAAUCAUAGCGACGCUUCACGUUGAAGGUUAAUUAACUUCCUAUGUCCUAUGGACGGACAAUGCCUGGCGUCGACCUUUCUACCUCUGAACCAUUCAGAUUUGCACACUUGGAGAAACCAAGGGAAGGGGAUAGAAGAGCUAGUUGAACGCGCUCCUAUGUCUCUAUUGAUGAUGUAUUGAUUAUUUGAUAGUUAAUUUUCAGCGAUAUUCGUGUUCAGUAUCUCGCAUCGAAACGGGGAAACGUAAUUACAGGUAAUUAAAUAUUGAAUAUCGGUAUCGAUAUUCAUCAAAAUGAAAACAAGAAUACGAGAAUAACGUAGAGGUGAGUAGAAAUAAUAACAGGGGCAAUAAAUAAACCAGUGGUUUGUUGGUUCAAGGAUGAGAGGAGAAUGAAUAUUUAAACGAAGAGUUUAAUUUUCACAGGCCAAUAAUGUUUGUUUAAGAAUUAAAAUUAUUUCAAUGUGUCGUUUAUCAAGUGUUCUUCAUUUAUAUAUUGUAUUAAAAUAAUAUCGUUUGAUGUAGAAUGUAGAAUAUUUGUUUGAGGAUGAUUACUUACAAAAAAAAGAUAGUCGUUUUUAUAAUUUCAAUGCCACUACACAACGAAGUUACAGGUAUACAGGUAUAAUCGAGGAAUCAAAGUGCUCACUGCGAUAUCCUUUAAGCGUACUCUUUUCAAAAUAAUAAAUCUACAGGGUCUCUUACGAAAAUGGUUUGAAAAGACAAGUAUCAAUAACAAACGAAGCAGAAAAUAAUUAUCUAAGUACACAUACUGUAAGGUCGGCAAUUUUUAUAACAUUCAAUUAGAAUCGUUAUACAUCUGCUUUAGACAUAUUCUAACGAAAGAUGUUGCACUAUAAAAACAUUAAAAAAAAAAUAUAAGCUUCUUUACUUUUCAAUACGUCGUUCGGUUUGCCACUGUACGCCGCUUUCCCUACGAUGCAAAUACACACAAUAUAUGUAUAAUGCACAAGUUUAUUUGCAUAUACAACGUUAUCGAGCAACGUAUCACGCGGAAUUAUCGAUCGACAACUUAAAUUAAGACGUAAUUCACAGGCGACAAUAAUGUCCCAAACGAUAAUGACGAAAUAGACAAUGUUGAUAAAGUAGGGCAACGAUUAGAAUGGAACAUCGCCGUGAAGAGUACGAUGCGAACCCAAAGUUCACUCGGAUUCCACACGAUUAGAAAACCAACUUUAUCAAUUAAGGUGCACCAAGGAGCUCCACGAGGAAAGUGUCGUUCCGUGUUUCCGUGUUUCUCGUAACUGUGAGCCCCGACCAGAGAAGGAAUUGCGUCCUCGUUUCUGGUUCGUUUCCCUGCCAAUACGAUUCCAUGGCUGUCAGAAACGAUCGUUUUAACGAGCUCGUACUUUACACGUAGCUUUAUCGAACAUAUUAGAACUUCGAGGCACGACCGUUAACCGAACUGAUAUGAAAAAUAUAAAAUAUCAAGAAAGAAAGGAACGAGAAAUUUUGAUACGCCACUGGCUCUGUCUCGACGACAACGAUGAAAACCGGAAACGACGUUCGAUCGCGAUGUUCAUAGUUAAAGAAAAAAAAAAGGUGAAAAAAGAGAGGCAGAAAAGCCAGGCUUUAAAUGUUGAUCACGUUUCUUUGAAAUUGUCUGUUACAUGUCACGUUUAUCCGAUGCGCGUGAGAGGGUGUAUGCAUGUGUACGUGUACGUGUAUGUGUAAAGCGUGAGAAAUACAUGAUUGUCGUCGUCGUGCAAGCCUAGCUUAACGUUUUCGACGAAACUCGAAUUAAGGUUAAGGUUUUAGCGUCGCGAUGUCGAUCGUAACAAGCACGAUAAUCCGUGAGACCAAAACUGCGACAUAGGUAAACGAGCUCACCGAUCUAUAUAUAUAUAUAUACAUAUAAGGAAGUAAAUAUGAAUAUAAAUAUAUUUCUGUAAAUAAUGUGGACACGAAUUAUUACAGAUGGAAUUUACUAUAGAUAUCUGUAUAUUAUUGUUUCAUAAAAAAAAAGAGAUUACAGAAAUGUG